UACGGGAGGGAGGUGAAGGGAGACGGGGCCGGGUCGGCCGUGGCGCUCCGGGGGCUGCUCUCUGCGUCGGGCGGGGGUCGGUCCCCGGGCAGCCCUUCCCCGGAGCCGGGAGCAGGACCGGGAGCAGGCGCUUCAGGGCGCCCCGAGGCGAAGGCCCGGGUGUAGCGGCGCUUCCUGCCCGCCCGGGGAGGCCUCACCCCAGGCCCGGGGGACCCCAGGGCCGGAGCCCCGCUGGGCCCAGGAAGGAGUGACUGGGGAGGCCCAUCAGGCUAUGUCAGGAGCCCAGGCCCUCAGGAUAGGGCAGGUCCAUGGUCACACCAUGGAAAGUCAGCCCACGGUUGUUUGUCAAGAUCUGGGCCAGCGAGGGCAGCUGGGAUAAGACACAGCCCCGUGAUCAGCAGGCAGGGCCACGGUUCUUGGGGCGACAGCGUUGCUGAUGGAGACCGGCACUCCGGCAGCCCUGCUGCGGCUGGUCCUGGGCCGAGCUUAAACACACUCGGGGGAGCCCCAGGCUUGGCUGAUUGGGACCAUCAGGGCCCUGACAGCAGCCUACCCCCUCUGUCCUCACUCCCUAGAGAGAGCUCUAGACCAUUAACAAGACCCCUGGGACCUGCUCCAACUACGUGACUCUCCAAGGACAUCACCCUGUUUUGGGCAUGUUCUCAGAGCUGAAGUUCCCUGUGCCCUGGGGACAUGUGGCAGCCAAGGCCUGGGGACCCUCAGAGGGGCACCCUGUGCUGUGUUUGCAUGGCUGGUUGGACAAUGCCAACACCUUUGACAAGCUCAUUCCAUUGCUCCCCAGAGGUUGUUAUUAUGUGGCAAUGGAUUUUUCUGGCCAUGGUUUGUCAUCCCACCGACCCGCAGGCUGCCCCUACCAUUUCCUAGAUUAUGUGACGGAUGUGCGCCGGGUGGCAGCAGCCUUGCAGUGGAGACGGUUCACCCUGAUGGGUCACAGUAUGGGUGGGGCUGUGGCAGGAAUGUUCUGUUUCCUUUAUCCUGAGAUGGUGGACAAGCUGAUCCUGCUGGAAAGUCUUGGCUUUCUUCUAGCUCCAGAGGACACUGAGGAAUGGCUGAAAUCAAAACGGAAGGUGAUUGACGGACUACUGAGUCUGGAAGCAAAGCCGCAAACUCCCAAAGCACGGAGCCCCGAAGCAGCAUUGCAGAGGCUUUUAGAAGCAAACAGCCAUCUGACAGCAGAGGGUGGGGCAAUCCUGCUGCAGCGAGGAGCAACUGAGACACCCGCUGGCCUGGUGUAUAACAGAGACAUGAGAGCCCGUACGCAGAGUCGAGAGUUCUUCACAGUGGAGCAGUGUGUGAAGCUCCUGCAGAAGAUCCAGGACCGUGUUCUCAUCAUCAUAUCACAAGAUGGACUCUUGGUACCACACAACCUACCCAGCAGAAAUCACUUUGUGAAAGCUCUGCAGGAGGCAUUUGAGUCUGCCCUCAAAGAGCACAUCCAGUUAGCAGAAGUGCCUGGGAGUCAUUUUGUGCACCUGAACGAGCCCAAGAUGGUAUCUGGGAUCAUCAGCAACUUCCUGACAUCACAUAACACCAGGGCCAGACUUUAGGAAGCCCUCACAACUGCAGCAGUCCAGGAGAACUGGGAGCUAACAAGCAAGCUCCAGAUUUAUCAUCAUUCCUACCUCGGAUCCAACAUCAGAUUGUGAUAAUCUUUCCUAUGCUUAGCUCACUGCAGGGUGGAAGCAGGUCUGACAGGGGUUCUCUGAAGGAGAGCAGAGCAAAGUACCUCAUUUGCCAAAGGGAGAAGGAAUCCUUGCUCUACUUCCAGCUCUGUGAGUACAGGGAUAGAGGCCCGGAGUGGCCUUCCCCUUGGCUUACUCCAAACUUGCACCCUGAAAUGGAGCAAACACAGGCAGAGGCAUCCUCUGUGACAGCAGCAGCAGCUUUGGCACUGCAAGAGAGGUGACUCAUCUUGCCUCCUCCCUGUGGAUGGUGCAGACAGGCUGCUCCUAGGAUUUAACCUGCUGAAAAACAAGGAAAGUGUUCUGCUUCUCUUCUUACUUCCAUAGAUGCAUGAGCUCAGAGGGCCUCAGUGUCUCUGUUCCACUGUGAGAGCUACUUUUUUUUUAAGAAUCAGCUUUAAUAAGAGCUCACCUGUGCAGAGAAGGCCAUUUUAAUGAACACUAGAGAAUGUCCCUAAUCCUCUAGCUGAAGCAGCUGGGAGAACUACAAAUUAUGGAAAAGUUGGCAGAGAUGAUUUCUGUCCUAAAUAAAGGUUAAUGUUCUAAUGUUAAGUCUGUCUUCUUGACACUACAGAAGAACAAACCUCCUUUCAGGCCAUUCACCCAAGCAGCUAAAAUGCAUCUUGGGAGGCAGCAAUUUUUACACACUGUGUGCCUUAGGUAAGCCAUACCAAGGAUCUGCCUCCCAGUUACAUUGAUGCAAACAGCUCACUGAAGCAGCCAGGCCUGUCAUCUCUGCAAGCAAUGCAAACUGUAUGUGCAGUUGGUUUUUUAGGAGAGGGUAAAUCCAUUUUAUCUCAACUCUCUGGAAUUUACCACCACUUCCGCCUUACAUUCACGGUCACAUCUCUAACGACGUUGUAGGUAGUAAAAUAAAAGUUUAAAAGCCUGGGGCUGGGUGGGUUACUUUGUUCACAGAGUUACCACUUACUUCCAGAGGUGCACAAAUGCUACAGGAGCAGUACAAAAGCACUGCCCCACACCUAAACAUGCCUGCUGCCAUCCUUACCUGCCUUCUGUGGGCUGGGGACAGGUUAAGUGGAAACAGGGCGUGGAGAGUCUAGUUUCUCUUUCCAAACCAGGUUGCUCAAAGUGGCAUUUGUUCUUGCAACAGUUCUGGGUAUCAGGAAUUUCCCAUGGCCUAGACAUAGCUGCAAACUCCAUGCACACAGCUGGAUGACUGGGCACCACAAUACUUGGCCAGGGAGGGAAUCACCAAGAUAAGGGGUAGAGCUCUGUACCAAACCACUGAUCUUUCCUUGUGACAACAGGUCGAAGUUAGUUUUUUCCUAAAGUUGC
Messenger RNA from Poecile atricapillus (Black-capped chickadee), 3002 nucleotides. Its product is annotated as serine hydrolase-like protein. The record is from RefSeq and is a predicted model, not a curated record. The transcript has 12 exons. NCBI's taxonomy places the organism in Eukaryota, Metazoa, Chordata, Aves, Passeriformes, Paridae. The coding region runs from base 657 to 1568 and encodes 303 amino acids.